AAUUUUUGUCAGCUUUGAGCUUAGCUCUUUCGAGGAAACAAAAAUGUACAAUGCUCGUAAACUUCUGUUUCUGAAUGUAAAGGUUUAAUUUUAUACGUCGGUGUUAAGCCUUCCGUUCUUAUAAAGAACGUCGAGGAGCUCGUUUUAUCUAUAAAUAAUCGGUUGAGUUGCGCAACAUGGCGAAUUGAGCUCAGCUGCUGUAAUGAAACUCUCAAUAAUAACUUUGUGACUGUGACACGCUCUAGUUAGCUUUGAAGAUUUUUAACGCGCACGGUUGGCGCGGUGCGGCAGCGGCGGCUUGUUACAGUUAGCUGCGCGCGCUCGGGCUCCGUGAAGUGUGAUGCUGGCGGCGAGCUAGGCGCGGAUCGGAGCUCGUCGAGCUCAGGGUAUACUGCAGCAGAGCGCCGGGCGCUGUGUUUCUGGUCAGGAGCAAGUGUCAGCCGUCAAGCUGGAGCGGCUACCCGAGUACCUGCGCGACACCGUCGACUGGUUCAUGGGGUGAGUCGCUUGCUGGCUCGCCGCCGUAUGUAAGUGCGCGGGCCGACCGCGGGCCGCCAUGCUGGAUUGUCUGUGGAAGGCGCGGCGCAAAGACCGCGAGGGCGAGGCGGCAGGCGACCCUAAGCUGUACCUCCAGGAGGCGCUGCUGGAGCGCAAGCUGCCCGAGCUGGACAUGCGGCAGCUGGUCGACCUGCCGCGCCACCUCGACUACAACGAGUGGCUCGCCUCGCACAGUGAGUACCACCACCUCACAUACAAGCUGUACCUCCACGAGGCGCUGCUGGAGCGCAAGCUGCCCGAGCUGGACAUGCGGCAGCUGGUCGACCUGCCGCGCCACCUCGACUACAACGAGUGGCUCGCCUCGCACACAUUGGCGCUAUUCGAGCACGUGAACCUGGUGUACGGCGCGGUGUCGGAGUUCUGCACGGCGAGCAGCUGUCCCGACAUGUCGGGCCCCGGCGGGCGCGUGUACGCCUGGGUGGAUGAGCGCGGCAAAAAGGCGCGCGUCGCCGCCCCGCAGUAUGUGGACUACGUGAUGACGCUCACGCAGAACACCGUCAACGAUGAGACGCUUUUCCCCACCAAAUACGCGAACGAGUUCCCGGCGAUGUUCGAGUCGGUGGUGCGGCGCGUGGUGCGGCUGCUGUUCCACGUGGUGGCGCACCUGUACGCCGCGCACUUCCGCGAGCUGGCGCUGCUGCGCCUGCACGCGCACCUGCACCUCACCUUCGCGCACCUCACCGCGCUCGACGCGCGCUUCCAGCUGCUCGACCACAAGGAGACCGAGGUGCUGCGCGACCUGGAAGUGGCGCUCCGACUGUCGGAGCCGGCCUCGUCGCCGCGGCGCUCGCCCGUCGUCACGCAGCCGCUCGGCGCCGCGUGACCGGCGGCGCCCUCUAGCAGUGACUACGCCGUGUGACCGGCGGCGCCCUUUAGCAGUGACUGCGCUAUGUGACCGGCGGCGCCCUCUAGCAGUGACUGCGCCGUGUGACCGGUAGAGCGGGCGGUCAGCCGCCCCACGUCGCCGAGUGACGGCGGAGUCGCUAGGACGCCCGUCCGCCCCGGUGCGGCGUCUACCAGCCUCUAAACCUAAGUUAAAACGAUUGUUAAUUCUAUUGUAAAUAUUUCAAUCUGUUAAGUAGUUUUAGGUGAUUACGAUUAGUUAAUACUAUUAUUUGUGAUUGCUUUGGUUGUAAAUAAAAGUGAUAUUUGUUUAACUAAUAAACUGAAAGCCUUAA
This is a messenger RNA of Cydia strobilella, 1736 nucleotides long. RefSeq names its product MOB kinase activator-like 2 (gene Mob2). Gene Ontology annotation, molecular function: protein kinase activator activity. Gene Ontology annotation, cellular component: cytoplasm; nucleus. The record is from RefSeq and is a predicted model, not a curated record. Gene Ontology annotation, biological process: positive regulation of protein phosphorylation; signal transduction. Lineage: Eukaryota; Metazoa; Arthropoda; Insecta; Lepidoptera; Tortricidae. The coding region runs from base 557 to 1381 and encodes 274 amino acids. The transcript has 7 exons.